CUCUAGAUACCUGGAGGCCUUGGGUUUAAUAUCUCAGCUCACCCUAGCCAUUGCUUUGUUAUGGGGGCCACUAUGUUAUUGUUCCUGUCACUUGGUGUUACGAAGUCAUACCAUUCCCGGCCAUAACCAUGAUCGAGCGCGUUCGACGUGUAGCCGUAAUUGGCGCCGGGGUUUCUGGAGUAACAACUGCUGUUCAUCUCCAAGCCGAAGGACUCAAUGUCACAGUUUUUGAAAGAGCUCCUGUGGCCGGAGGGGUAUGGGUCUUGGAUCCGCGAACUCCUCAUGAACCUACUUUUCCGUCAACAAAACCAUCACUUGCGGACUCUGUCUUCUACAACAGCAUAGAAAAUGAGGAUCCAUAUCUUCUGCAUGCACCUCCUGGACCUGCCUAUGAGACUUUGACAAAUAACGUCGCGACCCAGUUUCUCGAGUUGAGCGUCAACAGCUGGCCCGCCGGCACUCCAGCUUUUGUCAAACAUAAUGUCAUAGCUGAAUAUAUCCAAGAUACAUCAAUCAAGACUGGGAUUCACGAGAGGACGCUGUACAAUACUCGAGUGAAGAAUUUGUCAAAAGAGGGCAAUAUCUGGCGACUUGAAACAUCCACCUGGAAUAAGACCACGGGCAAGGCGACAGAAAAAGUUUGGGAAUUUGAGCUUGUUGUCGUUGCCUCUGGACGUGAGUGUCUCCUCAAAUUACUGUCCAUCGUGUCCCAAGACUUCAAUCGGUUCCAUUUUCAAGCCAUUUACGAGUUUUGUGCCAGUGCAGGAGCAUACCCAGACUCUCGUUUCUACAUUCCAGAGUUUCUUUUCAGAAGCGUGUUCCCACUGACCAUCAAUAUUGAGAAAUCAACAGAUUAUCAUGCCCCAAGGGUUCCAGAUAUCCCUGGUUUGGCAGAAUGGAAAGAGGCGUGGCCCUCUAGAAUACAGCAUUCUAAGAGUUAUCGAAAUCCUAACGGAUUUGAAGACCAGACUAUUUUCCUGAUUGGCGGAAGCGCCUCUUCGAUAGAUAUCGCCAGAGAGGUUGGACCCGUGGCUAAGAGAGUCUACCAGUCGACCAGGGGUGGAUUCAUGGACACCCCGGAGUCUUGGUUGCCCCCUAAUGGUACGCGUGUACCCGGAAUUGCCUCCUUUGGUGAGCUGGAUGAUGAACCCUCGGUUGCCGCUGGCGCAAUUCCCGGCAAAGUCGUACUGGUUGAUGGCCGAGUACUUGAAGACAUCGAUCGUGUGAUUGUCGCCACUGGAUAUCACUUCACUCUACCCUUCCUCCCGCGGGACUUUCAUCGUGAUGAUGUACCGCGAGAAGAGGCAGAUGGCAAGGUCCUGGUUACUGACGGUACCAUGCUGCAUAAUCUUCACAAGGAUAUCUUCUACAUUCCGGAUCCGAGCCUGGCGUUCACAGGCGUGCCUUUCUAUACCGCCACGUUUUCUCUCUUCGAGUUUCAGGCCAUUGCCAUUGCCGCGGUAUUUUCUGGCCAAGCUCAAAUGCCGACAUGGGACGAGAUGACGGCACAGUACAAGGAAAGGAUCAAAGAGAAAGGACAUGGAAAGCCGUUCCACACUUUGGUUGGGCAGGAUGUCCAGUACGCCAAAGGCCUUAUGGAAUGGGUAAAUUUGGGUCGCGAUCCAUCCACGAAGAAAGUUGAUGGUUAUUCGGCGGAGUGGAUAGCAGCGCGUGAGGAGUUCAUCAAGACCUUUUGGGAGCGUGGGAGUAAAGAGAAUAAGUCGACCGCUGAGGAAUUCACGGCAUGAUGAGCCUCACCUGAAUCGCAGGAACAUUGACUGUGCAGAAUACCGUCCAAGUAGUAUAAAGGGUAUGAAAUCCUUUAUACUAGUCCUUUUGCUGACUAGUAAACUCGAUGAUUCAGAAGGGAUAAAGUGAAC
Messenger RNA from Exophiala xenobiotica, 1880 nucleotides. RefSeq lists its product as uncharacterized. Bases 129 to 1748 code for a protein of 539 amino acids. The record is from RefSeq and is a predicted model, not a curated record. The transcript is spliced from 5 exons. Gene Ontology annotation, molecular function: NADP binding; flavin adenine dinucleotide binding; N,N-dimethylaniline monooxygenase activity. Lineage: Eukaryota; Fungi; Ascomycota; Eurotiomycetes; Chaetothyriales; Herpotrichiellaceae.